This is a messenger RNA of Daphnia pulicaria, 2399 nucleotides long. RefSeq names its product tropomodulin-like (gene tmod). The transcript has 9 exons. Gene Ontology annotation, biological process: pointed-end actin filament capping; myofibril assembly. The record is from RefSeq and is a predicted model, not a curated record. NCBI's taxonomy places the organism in Eukaryota, Metazoa, Arthropoda, Branchiopoda, Diplostraca, Daphniidae. Gene Ontology annotation, cellular component: myofibril. The coding region runs from base 410 to 1567 and encodes 385 amino acids. Gene Ontology annotation, molecular function: tropomyosin binding.
CAGUAGACCUUUGGUUGCGGGCAGCAGACUAGGGAGGGGUCCGUCCAACCAUUCCAAAAACUGACAUGGAAGCCUGCUGUAUUUGCAUCGAUUGCCGACCCCAGUAGUAGUCUACUAACUAACGAAUAAGCCUUAGUCAGUCUUCUAGGGCUGGGCUAUAUUGUCGGAUCGGAUCUUUCUUGCCUGUCAUACGGAAUCAUUUCGACAUUUUGCUGAGUUGUUCGGUCAGCGUUGUUGUGGGAGUUGUCUGUUGUGUAAAUUGUUUCAGCUCUCGGGCACGUCGGCUGGGCGUUCGUGACUGUUAUUUGCGAAAAGAAAGAUAUCUCCAGCAGUACCAGACACACCUCUUGGAUAGGCAGUUGGAAGUCAUAUUUCUCUGACCGUGGUCUCCUACCAAGUUUCCAACGCCAUGACGUCCAAGAAGCUCUACGGCAAAGAGCUCAAGGAAUUCGACGAUAUCGAUGUCGACGAUCUUCUCACCCAACUCUCGGCGGAGGAAUUGGAAAUUCUCUCCAAAGAAGUCGAUCCUGAUGACCGGUUUAUGCCUCCUGAUCAGCGCACCAACUAUCACUGCGAACGGGAAGCCACCGGUCCAGUCGACCGUAAGCAACUAAUCGACCACAUUAACAAGAUUGCCCUGGAAACACCCGAUCAGCCCGAAAGUGUGCCAUUUGUUGCCGGAGUGGUUCGUGGUAAAAAGUGGAUUCCUCCCGAAGCGCCGGUUAUUGUUAGCCGCGAGGACGAUGGCGUUUCAUUUAACCUGGAGGACGAGUACGAGCAAGCUCUGGGGACUGCCACCGAAGAAGAGCUCGUCGAUUUGGCAGCUAUUCUGGGAUUUCACUCGAUGAUGAAUCAGGACCAGUACCACGCUUCACUCCUCAACAAAGGCAAAGUGGGUCUCGGCUGGGAUGGUGUCACCAAAGCCUCGCAGCCCAAAGCCCUACCUUACGAACCUCCCAAUGCCACCGAUCCGGAACAGUCUAUUCUCAAAGUCUAUGAUGAUGAUUCCAAAACGAUCGAACUCUGCUUCAACAAUGUCAACUUGACGGAUGACCAGUUCGACCGGUUGUUUAAAGCCCUAGAAAUUAACACGCGCCUGGAAGUCCUCAGCCUCAGUAACACCGGCCUUACAGAUCGCACGGCCGAGAAAUUAGCCGAAGCCCUCGAAAAGAACGCCACCUUACGCGUCAUCAACAUCGAAACCAAUCAAGUUAGCGCCAACGGUAUUGUUCGGCUCGUGAAAAGCAUGCUGGUACAGAAGAAUGUUGAAGAAUUCCGUGCCUCUAACCAGUUGACUGCCCAUGUGCUGGGAAACAAAGCGGAGAUGGACAUCACCCAAUACAUCGAGCAAAACACUACGCUGAUGCGAGUCGGACUCUUUUUUGAGUUCAACGACGCUCGAAGUCGAGUGGCGAACCACUUGCAGAAAAACAUUGACCGCAAUCGUUUGCGUCGCACUGGUCGCGCUCCUCGCAACUUGACAGCCGGCUACAUCCUGAAGAAGGACUCACCUACCGUCGGGAAGAAAAGCAACACUGGGCAGGAAUUCAAAGUCUACACUGAUUGAACAUAUUUAGAAAAUCAGAGCCAUUGUUUUUUUUGUUUGUUUUUUUAUGAAACCGUAAAAAAAAAGAUAAUAAGACAACAGAACAGCGCCGAGAGUUACGUUGCUUUCAUCCUUUCAUCUAUUUUUAUUCCCAUUUCGCAAUUUCUUUCCUUUAUUUUUGUUUUUUUGUUUGAUGAUAGACAAUUCGUUACACAUUCAUCCACUCUUUUUUUUUUUUUUUGUCUUUUCAUACCUCCACCAAUCUUUAUGCUCCUUUAUGAAAAAUAAGUGAAUGAUCGUUGCUGGCGGUUUUUGCUUUUGUUCCAACCCAUUUCGGAUUUGCUCGUAGUCUCCUGUGGAAAUAUGAAGCCAAUCCGUCGUGUGUUCCAAGAGCAUUAGGUCAGUAGUGUGUACUAUACAAUGAUUAUCCAAUCUACACGAUGUUUUUUUUUUCUUUUCUUUUCUUUUCUAUAUGUGGCUUGAGCCUUCGGAAUUAAUAGAUUUGAACUAACUUAACCAGCUUGUCUUUUGAUCCUUCUACUUUCCCGAUACUCCCUACCCAUUUGACACAAAUUCUUGACUUCUCCGGGCUGUAUGAUGAAAUCACUUUGUCCAGCAGACUCGUCCUACACUUGCACACGCAUACCCAUCCGCAACAACGUGCGCGUACAGAAAAAUAUCAUUGACGUGAAGCCGCUUUUUAUCCCGUCUCUUAGGUGACUUUGAUCAAUUAAUGGAUGUGCGGCCUCCAGUGUGUCUUGUGUAUUAGCAUUUAUUGUGAAUCUAUGUUGUAGGUGUUGUCUAUGAAUAUAUUCAAGAGGGAUUACAUUACACUGUUACGUUAUAUCCUCGA